UCUAAUCAAUUCACGUGCCUAAACCCUUCCGGUGACGCAAGAAGAAAUAAAUCUGCCAAUCCGCUAAGGGUGGGAAAUGGAGACGAAAUGAAAAAACUAGAACAAGGAGGGCAUUCCUCGAAGCCAAGCAUCCCGAAAAGCCCCCGGCUAGAGAAACCAAGAAGGAAUAUUAACCAGCACCCAGAUAUUGCUCAUGAUCAGAAAAGUGAACGCCCAAACCCCCAGAAAGAGAAACCAAGAAGGAAUAAUAACCAGCACCCAGAUAUUGCUUAUGAUCAAAAAAGUGAACGCCCUGCCACAGGUGGGCAAACAAACUCAUCUAAUUUGAAAAGGGGCAACUCAAUAAGCAAAUCAGGUUCAAGCGAUGGCAAAGGUUUUUCCAGAUUAAAACGUCCAAUCCGUGUGUGCAUUUUUGCAUGUAUCAUCAUCUGGUUAGUAAAUUCUUAUGUUAAGUCGCCGUUGGAGACUCGGUAUGCACAAAUGCAAUGUCAGAUCGAGACCCUUACUAGCACUAUCAACCAUUUGCAGCAAGGGAUACAUCCUACUGAUCAUGAGGAAUAUCAGACUUGGAUGAACUAUGAAGGAUUUGCUAUGUGAAAAUAUUUGGUGCACGACUGUUUUAUAACCAAACAGUUCUGAUCCUGUUUAUUUUAGUU
This is a messenger RNA of Corylus avellana, 656 nucleotides long. Lineage: Eukaryota; Viridiplantae; Streptophyta; Magnoliopsida; Fagales; Betulaceae. The record is from RefSeq and is a predicted model, not a curated record.